GGAGUGAGAGAAACAGCCCAGCAGCCACCAAGGUCAGUGCAGAAGGAGUGCAGGAGCUCCAGCUGCUGAAGCAGAACUUCUCAACAGUCCAUGGAGAGGACCACAGAGGAGCAGACUGUUUCUCAGCAGCCCAUGGAGGACACGAUAGGGGAGGAGGCUGUUCUUCUGCAGCCCAUGGAGAGGACUGCAGAGAAGGCAGUCCCCCAGCAGCCCAUGAUGGGCACUGUAGGGGAGCAGGCUAUCCCCCAGCAGCUCAUGGAAGGCACCAUGGGAGAGCAAGCUGUUCCUCCACAGCCCGUGGAGAGGACUGUGUGGGAGCAGGCUGUUUCUCUGCAGCCCAUGGAGGGGACUGUGGGGGAGAUGGCUUUUCCUCCACAGUCCAUGGAGAGCAUCAUGGGGGAGCAGGCUGUUCCUCUGCAGCUUGUGAAGGACCACAGCAGGGCAGAUCUCCACACUGCAGUCUGUGAAGGAGACCACAGUGGAGCAGGUAGCAUUGCUACUUCCUUUCAAUGCCAGUCAAUCCAUCAAGAUCACAUUUGCAACGAUGAUGGUGACAAGAGUGAAGACGGUCCCAGCCCCAAGCGCCAACGCCUUUCCCAUUCAGUCUUUGACUAUACAACGGCAUCACCAGCCUCGUCACCGCCAAUGCGACCAUGGGAUAUGACAUCAAGUAGGCAGCCUCCUUUGGCUCGGCCCAACCAACACCACUUCUCAGGGGAACGAUGCAACACACCUGCACGAAACAGAAGGAGUCCUCCCGUUCGACGUCAGAGAACUAGGAGAGAUCGUCUGUCUCGACAUAAUUCCAUUAGCCUAGAUGAAAACUAUCACCAUCUCUCCUAUGGACAGCAGCAAGCAAUAGAAGAGCCCCGAGCUUUUCGCCCACCGAAUGUAUCUCCUCGUAUGUUACGCCCAGCUGUUCACCCACCACAGCAGAAUGCAGUGAUGGUUGACAUUCAUGAUCAGAUCCAUCAGGGCACAGUUCCUGUCUCAUACACAGUGACAACAGUGGCUCCACAUGGGAUACCGCUUUGCACAGGCCAGCACAUCCCAGCCUGCAGCACACAGCAGGUCCCAGGGUGUUCAGUGGUUUUCAGUGGGCAACACCUUCCAGUUUGCAGUGUGCCUCCUCCAAUGCUUCAAGCGUGCUCAGUUCAGCACCUACCAGUACCGUAUGCAGCAUUUCCACCCCUUAUUUCUAGUGACCCGUUCCUUUUGCACCCUCCUCAUCUUUCUCCACACCACCCUCCUCACUUGCCUCCUCCAGGACAGUUUGUUCCUUUCCAAGCGCAGCAGUCACGUUCGCCAUUUCAAAGGAUAGAAAAUGAAGUAGAACUACUUGGAGAACAUCUUCCUGUAGGAGGUUUUACGUAUCCUCCCUCAGCUCAUCCACCAACGCUGCCUCCCUCAGCUCCUCUCCAGUUCUUAACUCAUGAUCCUUUACACCAGGAAGUGUCAUUUGGUGUUCCUUACCCACCAUUCAUGCCUCGAAGACUCACAGGGCGCAGCAGAUACCGAUCACAGCAGCCAAUACCUCCACACCCUUACCAUCCUAGCCUACUACCUUAUGUGCUAUCAAUGUUCCCAGUUCCACCUGCAGUUGGACGAGCUUUUGGCAUUGAGUUGGAUGUGGAAGAUGGAGAGGUAGAAAACUAUGAGGCAUUGCUGAAUUUGGCGGAACGUCUGGGAGAAGCCAAACCACGAGGACUGACAAAGGCGGACAUUGAACAGCUCCCAUCCUAUAGGUUCAAUCCCAACAACCACCAGUCAGAGCAGACACUGCAAAUCGUACCUGCCCAAUUUGCAGAGCUGAUGCUUCAGAAGUGCAUCGUGAUUAGAGUGACCAAACUAAGAGCACAAAUCUGGUUUGGGUGUUCCUGGUCAUGUGUAUAUAUGAACUAUCUAUUGAACUUACCCAUGUGGCUUCCAGCCUUUUCCUUUACACAAAAGGGUCAAUGGACCUUACUUGCACUGUGUGACUUAAUCAAUUAUAAAGCUUAUAACUAGUCUUCACAUCUACGGGAUUGUUAUACUAACUAACAGUGUGAUUGGAACUCCAAAGAUUUUUUUCUUUAGCUUAAUUUUGUGUGUGCACUAACAUUCCCUGGUUUUGGUGUGAUCAUUCUGAGUGUUGCUGCGAGAUUACUGUGGACGUGAUCUUUUAGCAUGUGCUUUUAUAUAAAAGAAAAAGGAAAAAAAAAAAGUGGUAGCUCCAAACAGUAUAGCAAUCUACCUUAUAUAGAGCCUUCAGAUACUGUGAGUGGGAGUGAGUGGUGUGAAUGUGUUUGCUUGUGAGAGGAUGCAUGAAGUGUGCUUGGGAAUGAGUGUGCAUGUGUGUUUGAGAACCCAUAUACCAGCAUGUGCUGAGAACGUAUGUGUGUAGUAUUAAUUAUGCUGCAAUGUAUAAUCUUGUGUGUUAUUUAAACAGUACUAGUACUGUACACUGGUUCCUUUCCUUGUGUUUGCAGUUGCACACUAAAUACAAUGGGUGCAGCAAUUACAGACAUUUAGUAUUUCCUCCCCGAUGUAUUUACAGGUAUAAGGACCUGUCUACCUACUAUUCAAACAAGCUGUCAUGCUUCCCUUUACUUGCAGGCUUUAAGUGCGUACCACUAAAGGGGUCAUUGAUUGUUCCUAGAUGAGUAAUGUUGGGUUUUAGCAUACGUUACAAAGUUCAGAUUUUUACUUUGCUGAUUUACAAGUUAUUUUAUCAAUGUAAAGUUGCAAUAUCACCCAAAUCGUUUAGCAAUAUUAACAUUUUCAAUUGGUAAUUUGAAUAUCAGUGUGUUCCUGUUCUCCUUUUCAUUUUUUCUAGUUGGGCUAUAAUUGCAUUCAGUUGAUUUGAGAUUAGAGCUGAGUUCUGAAGAUGCUGCAGUUAUGCACUUCCUUCAUGAAAGGAAGCAAAAAGGAUGCUGAGGGUCUUGUGCAACAGCCCGUCAUUUUUUGCCAUUGUGCUUGCUAAAUAGAUAAUCCUCUAGCUUCUGAGCAUUGGCUUUAAUCAUACACAUUCUUUGUCAUUUACAAGGGAGUUUGUAUACGAUUAAAAUAACUUGUAAGAGGUUACAGUUUUAUUCCUGCAACUUCAUGAAUAAAAUAAAAUUUUUAGCAUUUUCUCAGAGAAGUAGAACUUCUGGUUUUUUUGUUGUAUCACAAAAGAGGGUGGUUUCUGGUCACUCAUUGCAGAAUUCAGUUGCCCUGAUGCUGCUUCUUGUCCCUCAUUAUUUUCAUGAUGAGUGUAAUACGAAGAAGGAACUCCCUUUGUUUUUGCAAUUGAGUUUCCAGAAUACUCCUGCAGUACAAAACGGGAACACCUUCUGAACAAAAUGCUGUUAAACAGGAGGUAGCUUCUGUCCAGCUGCUUUCUGAAUAGUGUUUUCUUUGUGCUUUUAAAAAAAGUUGCUCCAUUUACAACAUUUCAGACUGUUACCAUCUUCAGCCUAUUCCACCAAAAUACUAACGUCCACCUAUUCCUUAGUUAUUCAAAGAAUGCACUUCUCGCAUCAAAUUGCUUCUCCUGAAUUGUGUCAUUACUUCAGUUGCAGCAGCACAAGUGGCACAGUUAGCAAUAUUGCUGCAACUUGCUGCCAGUCUCAGCUUUAAGUUCAUUCUCUAUCAUUUCUGAUGCUUUUGUACGCUGCUAUACUUUAGUAUCGAUUAUAAUUUCAGUGUUACAUGUUCUCCAUGCUGUUUGCCCUCUUUCAAUAUUCUACAGACCAAUCACAGCUCAUGGUGUAGAUGAAGUAAAAGCACAAUUUUGCCCAAUGUCAGAUGCUCUUGCCUCCAUUUGUGUAGUUACAGAGGUAGUUCUCAAAAACACUGAGUAUUUCCAUUCCUAUUCAUACGUGAGAACAGUAAACAAAUAAAAACGUGCUGUUACAUCAGCUUCAAAAUACUAGAAUUCCUCCUCUCUUCCAGAGGAGUUACAGAGUAAUCUUUCACAGUAACACCUAGCAGGUUAAAGACAUAUAGUAAAAUUUAUUUUUUUAACAAAUGAAAUCAUCUUGUUUAAAAAAGCAUAUACCGCAUGUCUUACACAACUUAGGCUCUUUUAUAUAGCUGCAAAAGAAAAAUUUCUAUGUGUGCAGGUUUAACCAUAACUAACACUACUAUGUUCAGUAUUCAGCUUGGAGCAUGGGAAGAGGGCACUUCUCUAAGCAUCCACGUUCUGCUGAAGCCAAGGGAAAGUCACCCUUUUUCUGGAAUCGAGAAAUCUUGGUGUGUAAAGUCUCUUUCCCCAGUGGAACUCUGUGAGGCAUUGGGAGACCGAGGAGUUGGAGGGUCUAACUUGGUAAAAUCCUGAAAUGAUUUGUUGCACUCUUACGGCUUGUCUCUUCUGAAAUGGUUCAUUUGUUUGCAUGGGUCUAUUGCAGAUGUGUGUGGACUUGCUUCCUGUGGUUAGUGUGUAUAAACAGCACACGUGCACAUGUUGUGGAUCAGCUCAGAUGAGCCACAGCCAAUCUGAGCUGUGGCUAUUGAUGGGGAUUCAUGCUGAGCUGUUCACUGCCAUGUGUUCUGUACAUUUGUGUGUAACUUCUCAGCCUGCCGUGGUGCCAGGCAGCACCAGCAUCCAGCAAGACGUUUUUUUAUGUUCUUCCCUUCCUGACUUCACCUGUCCCUUCCCCUCCAAAACAGUCCAUAAGACAUUUGCUUUAUCAUAUUGGCACUGCUGUGGCUUUGGCAUAAACUGCCAAUUAAAUUUGAAGUUUAAGGGGAUAUCAAGGCCUACAGAUAAUUCCAAUGUCUCGUUUUGUGACUUUCUUUACAAAAAAGAAUUUAAGCCUUUUGUUGUAUACUGUUUUAUACGGGCUCUUGAAUGUGAUUUCACAGCUGUUAACACAUCAUAUACUACUUGGGAUGGGAUUUACCAACCUUUUUUUAUUUUACUUACAGAAAACACAUUUUUAAGUGAGUUAUCUUUGGGCCUUUAUAAAAGCUGUGUUUUUUUUUUCCUUUGGUACAUUGUUACCUCAUUUUGCUACUUGUGUUUCAGAUCUGUUAAUGAUUCUGAAAGCUUGUGACUUUUGUUGGAAUCAUAUUUUGUCAAGUGUUUUCUUUAAAUCAUACUCUAUUGAAUCAUUUAAUAUGUAGUUUUAAAUGUAUUAUAAAUAUCUGUAACCAAAUCAUUUGAAGGCUUGAUAAAUUUUUAACAAAAUUUGUACAUUUUUUAUGAGAGUUACUAGUAAUGCUUUACUACGUAGUGCAAUGAAGUUUUAUUUUUAAUCCCUGUGCCCAAUUUUGGAGUUGAGAGAGUUGUUCAGUAAUAAAUGUAUGAUGUACACUUA
Numida meleagris (helmeted guineafowl) is the source of this 5282-nucleotide messenger RNA. It is a transcript of the gene RNF38, whose product is annotated as ring finger protein 38. The coding region runs from base 91 to 2007 and encodes 638 amino acids. The record is from RefSeq and is a predicted model, not a curated record. NCBI's taxonomy places the organism in Eukaryota, Metazoa, Chordata, Aves, Galliformes, Numididae. The transcript has 11 exons.